This is a messenger RNA of Ixodes scapularis (black-legged tick), 1347 nucleotides long. RefSeq lists its product as uncharacterized. Gene Ontology annotation, molecular function: catalytic activity. The transcript is spliced from 3 exons. The record is from RefSeq and is a predicted model, not a curated record. NCBI's taxonomy places the organism in Eukaryota, Metazoa, Arthropoda, Arachnida, Ixodida, Ixodidae. The coding region runs from base 1 to 1347 and encodes 448 amino acids.
AUGACGCCUCAUUCUACAUUUUUCAAAAUAGUAACGCUACAAGGAGAAGGUGAAGAAGAAAAGGAAGACAACAUGAUUUUAGUGUCUCUUGGACUUUUACUUUGUGCUGUGGGUAUUCUCAAGCUCCACCGUCUCUCACCCAUCGUUACAAAACAAGAUGAUUACCCGGCUCAUCCCCACGCCACGUCGUCAGUGAAAAACAAACUACCAGACUUCCGAGUGUUAACUGAGUCUCAACCGGACACCAUAUUCGCGGCGUGUGAAACGUGGUUGGACUGCUCUGUCUAUGACAGCCAGCUUGUGGACUUGGCCCACUUCAAAAUCUUCAGGAAAGAUCGGAACAAAUCUGGAGGUGGAGUACUGCUCGCUGUUCCUUCACAUUUCAAAUGCACUAGACGACUCGACCUGGAACAACAUGGCCUGGAGGCAGUAUUCGUAGAUCUCCACAGAAAAGGUGGUUUACUACACCUGUGUGUUGUCUACUGCCCACCUGGCAACAAAGUAGAAGCCUAUGAUUACCUGCACAAGUCGCUAACUGCACUUUUACACCUGGACAAACGGUAUGCAAACAUAUGUGUCGUUGGGGACUAUAAUGCACAUGUCAACUGGUCCGACCCCACCACUCCAGUGCCUGCUGACCCGCAAGAUGACCUCCUUCUUAACGGAAUGGAAUCUCUUGGGUUGACUCAAAUGUGCCUCGAACCAAGCUACACACCCAACGGGAAACGUGACUCGUUCCUUGACCUUAUCUUCGUAUCAAACCCCACACUUAUCGCAAAUUGCUUUGCAGAAACCAGCCUAGCCGGCUGCGAUCACAGGGCCAUCGUGACGGAAACCUAUAUGAACUUCCCGAAAUCAGGCAUUCAUAGCAAACAACUAAAACGCUUUGCUGAGAUCGACCUCAAGCACCUCAACUCGCUUCUCCACCUCGCUCCGUGGGGAAUGGUUUUCCAGGAAGACAACACCGAAAAUGCCUACAAUCUUUGGCUGGAUUUUAUGCAUGCCAUCGAGACGGAGUGCGUCCCAGCAGUCUGGAGGAGGAACAAAAGCCGUGCCCCCUGGAUCACGAAAGAAAUCUUGCACCUAGCCCGCCAAAAACGUCAGCUGUUUGCCAGAGCCAAGAACAACAGAUGCGCCGCUACGCUCAGCGCUGCCCAUGCUGCACAAAGAGGCCUGAAGAAGAUGAUCCGGAAGUCUCACCAGAACUAUGCCCUCAGUGUUGCAGAACGUGCCUUCAAAGAACCGAAGGUGUUUUGGGCAUAUUCUGGACACCACCUCUACCAGAUCAACAGCUCCAACUUUGCCCAGUCUCGGAUACUCCAGCUGACAAAGUCCAACUCGCUCUGA